CGACGCGCCAGUCGACAGGAGGCAGCAGCUCAGUGUGGAGGCAGAGCAGCGGGGGUGAAGCCAACACUGUGCGUUCCAUCCACACAAACAGGACACACGAGAAGGUAUCAGGACGCAUCCCACCAUUUUUGACAGCAACUUCAUCGGGCCUGGGGCGUCCAGCUGUGUCCGGCUGCAGCCUGGGAACAACCGGGGGAACUUGAAGGGAACUACGGGGAGGAGCGGAGCCAGGGAAGAGGAGAACCCGGCGACAUUUAGACUCUCCAAGUGUUUGAAACUUCUCAAAGCGGAAUCGAUCGAGUACCUCCCACCCACUUUUCAUACCCCUGCUCCAAGCUCUGGAAGAGGGGGGGCAAGAGAGAGAGAGAGAGAGAGAGAGAGUUGUGCAGCCGCUGCGGUGGAUGGAGCAACAAAGCCUGGAUGGUUUAAACUGAGAGCAGAGAGCCAGCUUCGUCUCCUCGUCGCCCCUGCACGGAUCUCACCGCCUCGGACCGCUUUUAUUUUUUGGGGUUAGGGAGGCGAUCGAACUCUCCACCAGCGGCCGCAAGACGCACAAAUUGAUGCUUCGGCCCCGUGACGCGCACCAGAGAUCCGCGAGUUUUGCGAAAGUGCGCCGCCGCUGCUGCUUGCUGCUGCUCACUGGGAGUGUAGUGGACUCGCUGGGAAGCCGAAGUGGGAUUUGCAGAAGUUGCAUGCUCGGUCUUUGUCGUCUGGAGUGAGAACCACAUCCGACCCGAGAAGAUCCCCGGACAGCUGCGGAGCCAUGGCGAUGUGCGCGGGGGUUUGGAUGCUCCUGCUGGCGCUGCGCAUUCACGCCGGCGAUGGGCAGAUGGUACAGAUGGACUCCACCAAGUCCGGCUUCGUGGGCACACAAGUGGAGCUGCGCUGCAUCUUCAGCAACAGCAACCCGCCGGUCAAGAUCUCCCAGGUCACCUGGCAGAAGCUCCUGAACGGCACCAAGCAGAACGUGGCCAUCGCCAACCCGGCGCUCGGCGUGUCCGUGCUGUCGCCCUUCAAGGAGCGGGUCAGCUUCAAGCAGGCCGCGGUGCGCCAUCGCACGCCCUCGCUGGAGGACACCACCAUCGUGUUCUCCAACCUGCAGCUGUCCGACGAGGCGGCCUACAUCUGCGAGUACACCACGUUUCCUGCAGGAAACCGGGAGAACAUGGUGAACCUCACCGUCUUUGCUCGGCCCCUGACGCGUAUGACCUUGACGACGCCCACCAUCGUCGCCAGGCCUCAGAAACGCAAGAUGACCGUCGCCACCUGCCUCUCGGCCAAUGGCAAGCCCCAGAGGAUCAAGUGGGACACCAGGUUGAAGGGCGAGGCCACGUUCCAGGAGACCCGCAACGCCAACGGGACGGUGACGGUGCGGAGCAACUACGUGGUGGUGCCGAGCCGCGAGACCCACAAGCAGAAGCUCACCUGCAUCGUGACCUAUCGGAACGAGAGGAUCACAGACAGCGUGGUGCUCAACGUGCAGUAUGAACCCGAGGUGAAGAUCGAGGGCUUCGAUGGAAACUGGUACCUGAACCGACAGAACGUCCAGCUGACCUGCCGAGCCGACGCCAACCCCCCUGUCACCAUCUACCAGUGGAAACUAUUGAACGGCUCCCUGCCCAGUAACGUGGAGAUCAAGAACAACACCCUGUUCUUCAAGGGCCAGGUGACCUACGACGUGGCCGGCACGUACGUGUGCGACGCCACCAACGGCAUCGGGACCCGCACCGGCAGCGUGGACGUCAACAUCACAGAGAAGCCGAUGGCACAGGGGCCCCCCGGUGGCGUCAUCGGGGUCCUCGGCGGCGUCGUGGCCAUCGGACUCAUCGUGGGAGUGGCCGUCACCGUCUUCAUGAUCCACCGGCGGCAGCAGAAGACCCGCACGGAGACAGACAAUGACCUGACAGACCUCCCGCCCGCCCACAAGCCGGCCCCGCCUCCGCCCAAGAAGAAGAACAGCGACAUGAAGGGACACUUGACAUCUGAUGACAUCCAGGUGGUUCAUCUCGACAAGGAUGAGGAAAUGCAGAAGCUUCCUCUCCAGCCUCCUUAUUACGACAUUGCACCGUCUGAGUCGACCCCCUUCACCGAUAAGCCGGACACUGGGGGGCGCCCAGAGGAGUUGUUGAACCCGGCUGAAUACAUGAGUUACCAGCGCGUCUGCGACAUGGAACCCUUCCCCUCCGCCCAGCCCGCCGCCGCCUACCCUCCUCCUCCCGUCACCUUCCUGCCUCAGCACCCCUACACGCAGCAACCGGCCAGCGAGCCCAUGUACUCCAACACCAGCUUCGCUGCCCCCCCCGGGCCCCGAGCUCCGUUCACCUUCCCCAAGGAGCAGUCCGUGUGAGGGCCACGCAACUCCCGGCUCCGCGAGAGGCAUCGGGGGCCGCAAGCGCUUCACGGGGAACCGAGCUCUGCUGAACGGACGUGCAUCCAUCCAUCCAUCCAUCCAUCCAUCCAUCAUCCAUCCAUCCAUCCAUCCCCUCCCUGCUUCUGUUUAUUCUAUAACCUUAAAAGACCCCCCCCCCCCUUCGUGGCCCUGAACCCUCUGUGUAUCGUGCACCGUUUGCUCCACUGACGUUAGCUUAGCUGACACCGACUCCCCUCCCCCCACCACCCCCCCUCACCCGUGCCCUGCACGCUGUCUGUUAGCGACUACUCCCUCGACCUUUAAAUAUUUUUGCUUUCAUGCCAACCGUCUAAACUGUGUACAGAGGUUGAAAUUGUAUCACUCAAGAUGUUGUUGUCUUUUUGUGUUUUCUCCUUCUGUUUUUUUUUUACACCUCCUGCGGUGGUAGUGAUUCUUUCUCCCAGCAUCGUGCUUCUUCUUUUUUCUUUUUUCUCUCUGUAUGUCAAUCAUAUGCUUGCUUCUUUGAAAGUCGUAUACUAUGCUGUUUGUGUGAUUGGAUGUGUUCUAGUGAAAAAAACAAACAAACAAACAAACAAACAAAAAAUAAUGGAACAACUGCCUUUGAUUUGUGAGGCUAAUUAUCAAUCUCUAACGACGCGGACUACCCCUUUAAAGACAGUUUAACCACAGGGUUGUUGUGUGAACACGUGAAUCUGAAGCCGCUCAGCUGAACCCUUUCGUUUUCGUCUUACCGCAACUUUUUCGGCCAAUCGGAAACGAAUGUUAUCCUGAUCAGCUACGAAUAAAAAACAAAGGGCUUGAGAUUUGGCAGUAUCGCCUUUCUUCUAUUUCUCCAUGUUUUAUUAUUAAUUUACCCUGGUUCAUUUUAUUAUUAUUAUUAUUAUUAUUAUUAUUAUUAUCUACCAGUAGUUGCCAAAGACAUAUGGUUUCAUUCUGUAUUUUGUAUCCGUUUUCUUUCAUGCAAGCGUUUACAUCAAAGCGACCUGGUUUAAUGUGAAUUAAACGAAGUCGAUUAGCAAUGUGCUACACAUACGCUCCCAGUUUACAUGAAACUUAUGCCAUAUGCUGUAUUUUCCAUAUCUGUAUGUGAGAAAAAAGUUCAACUGCUCAUGAAGGCUGGUGUGAGAUUCACGGGUCCUUUGCGUUACCAGCCACCAGGAGGCGCUCUUUAGUGCAGGUGCAAUAGGUGAAGACAAUCACAUACACGGUUUGUCCUGGACGGAACCAGCGCAGGUGAUAAUACGUCGCUGUGGUAGAAACCUAAAAGGGACCGGGGCAACCCGCACGCUGAACAUAUUUAACUAUAUUUUGGGGAAUUUUAAUUUGUAGUAAUAGAGUUUAAAUAAUCAGAGAAAACGCUGAAGAGAAAAAGCUUGCUACUGUAUUUUUUUAGAGAAUGCUCGAUUAUAUACGAAGGCAUGCCGCUUAUUUUCAGAAUUUACAUUGUGACUGUUGAUCUCAGACCAUACAUAAGCUACUGUGCUUGAUGAGCCAAUUCCAGGAUACUGCCUCCCACGCACGCACACACAAACACACACAAACACACACACACACACACACACGCCCACCGACCUUAGCUAAUUUGCGUAAAAAUCUCAAGUUCACAUUUUUUGACAUGUUAGAUGUAUGUUUGGACAAAAAAAAAAAAACAAGUAAAGAAGAGAAAAUACUCGUGUUUGUGCUCAAUGUGAAAAAAAAUAAAUAAUAAUAAUCCGUGAGAUGUUGAAGGUAAUUUAGUGUUUUUACUCUUACUGGUUGGUUGAUGGGAGAGAGUAACUGGUGAGACUUUCUCCUGUGCUCACCUUGUUGUCUUGCGAUGGCUCGAUAUGUGUGCUAGCGUUUAGUUUAAGCAGCGGUGUCUGGUUUGAGCCGCUGAAGGAGUUUGAUAUUGCUGUACCCGCUGUGUGAAAAAAAAAACACUGAAACACUACUUUGUCUUUUUUGUGACACAUCUACUAUUCAAGAGAUCCUUCCUUAUAUUAUCAUCAUGAUUAUAUUAUUAUUAAUUAUUAUUAUUAUAUAGCGUUUAAGAUUGCAUUUGCAUAUGUUGUUUAAAUUUUUACUGUCAAAUCCUCACAUUGAUUUAUUUCUAAUGUUUUUUCACCCUUGACCUUUUGUGUUUUGUAAGACUGUGACAUUUAGGUUUAUUGUUUUUUUUAACAUAUACAUAUGUAUAGGCGUACAGCACUUUUCAUUUUGACAUUCAUUGUACAUUUUGUGGAAGGAUACUACCUGAAUAAAUAUUAGGAUUAUGUAUUUUUUUGUGUGUUUUUUUUUUUGUUGCCGAGACUGAAACUAUUGAAAAUGAUGUGACUCGAUUUAACUUGUGUUUUUAUUUUUUAUUUGGAGUUAGGUUUUGAUGUAAAUAUAUUAACGAUGUAUCUGAUGUGUGACAAAAAACAAGUUAUGCAGUUUAACAUUAAACUUCACAAACUACCCGUCA
Molecule: messenger RNA, 4814 nt
Organism: Platichthys flesus (European flounder)
Lineage: Eukaryota; Metazoa; Chordata; Actinopteri; Pleuronectiformes; Pleuronectidae
Gene: nectin1b
Product: nectin cell adhesion molecule 1b
Biological process (GO): protein localization to cell junction; homophilic cell-cell adhesion; heterophilic cell-cell adhesion
Cellular component (GO): adherens junction
Source: RefSeq, a predicted model, not a curated record